Messenger RNA from Aspergillus versicolor CBS 583.65, 267 nucleotides. RefSeq names its product 40S ribosomal protein eS21 (gene rps21). Lineage: Eukaryota; Fungi; Ascomycota; Eurotiomycetes; Eurotiales; Aspergillaceae. Gene Ontology annotation, biological process: endonucleolytic cleavage to generate mature 3'-end of SSU-rRNA from (SSU-rRNA, 5.8S rRNA, LSU-rRNA); endonucleolytic cleavage in ITS1 to separate SSU-rRNA from 5.8S rRNA and LSU-rRNA from tricistronic rRNA transcript (SSU-rRNA, 5.8S rRNA, LSU-rRNA); translation. The coding region runs from base 1 to 267 and encodes 88 amino acids. Gene Ontology annotation, cellular component: ribosome; cytosolic small ribosomal subunit. The transcript has 2 exons. The record is from RefSeq and is a predicted model, not a curated record. Gene Ontology annotation, molecular function: structural constituent of ribosome.
AUGGAGAACGAGAAGGGAGAAAUCGUCGAUCUCUACGUCCCCCGCAAGUGCAGCGCCACCAACCGCAUCAUCAAGGCCAACGACCACGCCUCCGUCCAGAUCUCCAUCGGCAAGGUUGACGAGAACGGCCGCUACACCGGCGAGAACCAGACCUACGCUCUGUGCGGCUUCAUCCGUGCCCGCGGCGAGAGCGACGACUCCUUCAACCGCCUUACCCAGCGCGAUGGAUACAUCCGGAACGUGUGGACUGCCAGCCGUCAGCGGUAA